AUGCAGGCGGAGCCGCCGGGGAAAGCUGGUGCAAAUAAAAAGUCGAUGAGGCGAAUUGGUCGCGAUCGACCAAUCGCUCCACCUAACCGCAUCAGAGACAAUUUCCCCGUUGUUAGCGGCGACGCUCAAAUUGCGUUCCCCGCCCUAGGGGGAGCCAGACAAAAUGGGCGUUCCAACAGCGCACACGUCACGCCGAAAUUGAACGACGGAAUCGAUUACAAUACACAGAGGCGGACCAUGGCGGUCACGGUGGUCAGAGCGAUCGCGGCGAGUGAUUCACUGCGA
Messenger RNA from Iphiclides podalirius (scarce swallowtail), 285 nucleotides. The record is from the annotation of a GenBank genome assembly. Lineage: Eukaryota; Metazoa; Arthropoda; Insecta; Lepidoptera; Papilionidae.